Thamnophis sirtalis is the source of this 770-nucleotide messenger RNA. NCBI's taxonomy places the organism in Eukaryota, Metazoa, Chordata, Lepidosauria, Squamata, Natricidae. The record is from RefSeq and is a predicted model, not a curated record.
AUGUCCAGGAGAAAUGUGAGGGUUGCACAUCCUUUUCCCCCAGCGACACAAGAUGGAUUUUUCCCCGGGCUGCCUGCUCCUCACCAACCCUCCCAAAAUGAUCCCUUUUCCACCCCUGACCUUUCUGCCUUCCUAGGCUACCUUGUUCUGCGGGAUCUGGGCAUCCAGGUGGAGAAAUACAUCGCUUCGGAGAUCUGCGAGGACUCCAUCUCAGUGGGCACCGUGCGUCAUGAAGGAAACAUCCGAUACGUGCAUGAUGUCCGGAACAUCACCAAGAGACACAUCGACAAAUGGGGUCCCUUCGAUUUGGUGAUUGGCGGAAGUCCCUGUAACGAUCUCUCCAUCGUAAACCCCGCCAGAAAAGGUUUGUAUGAAGGGACCGGCCGGCUCUUCUUCGAGUUCUACCACCUCCUGAAUUACACCCGUCCCAAAGUUGGAGAAGACCGGCCGUUCUUCUGGCUCUUCGAAAAUGUGGUCUCCAUGCGGGUCAACGACAAAAGGGACAUUUGCCGCUUCCUGGAGUGCAACCCGGUGAUGAUCGAUGCAGUCAAAGUAUCUGCUGCGCACAGAGCCAGAUAUUUUUGGGGCAACCUGCCAGGAAUGAACAGGAUCUUUGGCUUCCCCCUCCAUUACACCGACGUGUCCAACAUGGGCCGCCUGGCACGUCAGAAGCUGCUUGGGAGGUCCUGGAGCGUCCCCGUCAUCCGCCAUCUCUUUGCCCCCCUGAAGGAUUAUUUCUCCUGCGAUUAGGCCGCAGGGGGCCCUGCGGU